Messenger RNA from Necator americanus (New World hookworm), 795 nucleotides. RefSeq lists its product as uncharacterized. NCBI's taxonomy places the organism in Eukaryota, Metazoa, Nematoda, Chromadorea, Rhabditida, Ancylostomatidae. Bases 1 to 795 code for a protein of 264 amino acids. The record is from RefSeq and is a predicted model, not a curated record. The transcript is spliced from 9 exons.
AUGUCCGAAACAACUGGUGGAAGUGUGAGACUGAUGGUAGGAUCAAUGUCAGUUGGUAGUGCUAAGAAGAAGACAAGCAGUUCAUGCCCAUUCGGAGAAGGAUUUUACAGCAAGAUCACGAAACUUUUGUUGUCUAAAGAACCAACCGCUGUGAAAGAACUGCGAGAAUGUGUAAAAAUGGUGAGCGCAGCAAAACUCACUCCUACUGACGAAUUUUGGGACAGUGGUGAUGAGAUAGCUCCAGUGGACACGCCAUCGUCAUCCUCAGAUCGUCCACGCAUUAUACAUUUGGAUAUGGUGCCAAAUGCCGAGAAGCGGGUUGCGGCAAAAGCAAAAGUUGAUCCACCGCCAGUUCCCGAAAAGAAGAGGAAAGGACCAGUGGUUCUUCCCGGUGCUCGUCGCUCCGAUGACUCCGAUUCGGACGAUGCGAAGACGAAUGAAAAGCCUUGUAAAAAGUGCGGUGAGAAGUCGACAACCAAUGUGAACCCAAUGUUCAUUUGUGAGGGAUGCCGUGCCUCAUACCAUCAGAAGUGCCACAAACCAGAAGUCACUACUCAGCAAUCUGCCGACCCUCGAUUCAUUUUUCUGUGCACAGAUUGCACUGGCAAAGGAGUUGGUUCAACGAAAUCACGAUCCUCCAGUCCGAAACUAUCGGUUAAAGCUGAAACGACGUCACAGAGUCGUAGUAACGCGCCUGCUCCUCGAUCCGGGUCUGACAUCUCAGCUACGUUCGAAGCGUACAAAAAGAAAAAGGAACGCCAGGUGAUGAAAGCGAAGGCCGCUCUGUCAAAAUGA